AUGUCGACCUCCAACAUGAAUUUUACGGAUCGGGCAUCCAAAUCCCUUUCCGAUGCAAUGGCAGUAGCCGAAAGCUACGGUCAUUCCCAACUGUUACCAUUACAUCUCGCCCUCUCCCUCCUCGACCCACCAGUCGACGAAUCAAAAGACCAAAAAGCAGCUGUCAAUGCCUCUCACGGUGCCGCAUCACAAUCUCUCUUCCGCCAGGUCGUCGAACGAGCUCAUGGAGAUCCUCAAGCCUUCCAGAGAGCCUUACAAAAGGCCAUCGUCCGAUUACCUAGUCAAGACCCUCCACCAGAACAAAUUUCAAUGGCACCAGCCUUCACAAAGGUGCUGAGAGAAGCUCAUGACCUGCAGAAGACCCAGAAAGACUCUUUUAUUGCCGUAGAUCAUUUGAUCAUGGCUCUAGUUCAGGACUCAACCAUCCAGAACUUACUGAAGGAGGGGAAUAUGCCAAAUACCAAACUUCUGCAAGACGCCGUCCAGCAGAUUCGCGGAACUAAGCGAGUCGACUCGAAGACUGCAGACGCCGAGGAGGAAAUGGAAAAUCUCAAAAAGUUCACAAUCGACAUGACAGCAUUAGCGAGAGAGGGAAAGAUGGAUCCUGUGAUUGGUCGAGAGGAGGAAAUCAGACGUGUGAUCCGAAUCCUGUCUCGAAGAACGAAGAACAAUCCCGUCUUGAUUGGAGAGCCAGGUGUAGGAAAGACCACUGUUAUCGAAGGGUUGGCACAACGCAUUGUCAACUUGGAUGUGCCAGACAACCUCGCUGCCUGCAAACUGUUAUCACUCGAUGUCAGUUCAAUUGUCGCAGGCAGUAAAUAUCGAGGAGAAUUCGAAGAACGAAUGAAGGGUAUAUUGAAGGAAAUCGAAGAGACCAAGGAGAUGAUUGUUCUCUUUGUCGACGAGAUGCAUCUUUUGAUGGGAGCUGGUCAGAGUGGAGAUGGUGGUAUGGACGCUGCCAAUAUGCUCAAGCCAAUGUUGGCUAGAGGUCAACUUCAUUGUAUUGGCGCAACGACUCUUGCAGAGUACCGAAAAUAUAUCGAGAAGGAUGCCGCUUUCGAGCGAAGAUUCCAACAAGUUCUUGUCAAAGAACCAACAGUCCCAGAAACCAUCUCAAUUCUGAGAGGGUUGAAGGAGAGAUUUGAGGUUCAUCACGGUGUCAACAUCUCCGACGGUGCUCUGGUUACUGCCGCUACUCUGGCUGCAAGAUAUCUCACCCAAAGACGACUACCCGACUCAGCUGUUGAUCUCAUUGACGAAGCAGCAGCCGCCGUUCGAGUUGCUCGAGAAUCACAACCCGAAAUUCUUGACUCUUUAGAUCGCAAGCUUCGACAACUGAAGAUCGAAAUCCAUGCAUUAUCCCGAGAAAAGGAUGAGGCAUCACAAGCUCGUCUCGACCAAGCCAAGAGAGAAGCUGGAAAUGUUGAGGAGGAGCUGAGACCUCUUCGUGAAAAGUACGAAAGCGAGAGAGCUCGUGGAAAAGCAAUUCAAGAGGCCAAAGUCAAACUUGACCAACUUCGUGUCAAGAUGGAAGAAGCCACUCGAACAGGCGACGACAGCAAGGCAGCUGACUUACAAUACUACGCUAUUCCUGAACAAGAGCAAUUCAUCAAGACCUUGGAGAGGGAAAAGAAGGCUGCUGAUGCUGCUCUAAGCUCUACCAGCAACCCGGAUUCUGGCGGAUCCCUGAUCACAGAUGUGGUUGGUCCUGAACAAAUCAACGAAAUCGUGGCUCGUGCUACUGGUAUUCCAGUCACUCGACUAAAGGCCACCGAGAAAGACAAGCUUUUGCAAAUGGAAAAGGUUCUUGGAAAGGUUGUUGUUGGUCAAAAAGAUGCUGUUAAAGCUGUUUCAAACGCCAUCAGACUGCAACGAUCGGGACUCAGCAACCCUAAUCAACCACCAAGUUUCCUCUUCUGUGGUCCUUCCGGAACUGGUAAGACUCUUCUGACCAAGGCUCUUGCUGAAUUCCUUUUCGAUGAUCCAAAAUCUAUGAUUCGACUCGAUAUGUCCGAAUACCAAGAACGUCACUCUCUUAGUCGAAUGAUCGGUGCACCACCAGGAUAUGUAGGCCACGAUUCGGGUGGACAGCUCACGGAAGCCCUUCGCCGAAAGCCAUUCUCGAUCUUACUCUUCGACGAGGUUGAGAAAGCAGCAAAGGAAGUCUUGACCGUUCUCCUCCAACUCAUGGAUGACGGUCGGAUCACUGACGGACAAGGACGUGUCGUCGAUGCACGAAACUGUAUCGUCGUCAUGACAUCAAACAUCGGAGCUGAAUUCCUUCAACAUAACACCUCAGCAAGCAGAAUCGACGACACUACCAAGAAGAUGGUCGAGAAGGCUAUGCAAGAUUAUUUCCUUCCGGAAUUUCUCAACCGUAUCUCCUCCACCGUCAUCUUCAAUCGACUUUCUCGCACCGAAAUCCGCAAGAUUGUCGAUAUCCGUCUUGUUGAAAUUCAAAGGCGUCUUGAGGCUAAUGGCAAGAACGUUACGAUCGAUUGCUCCUCUGCAGUCAGAGAUUUCCUUGGUGCUGCGGGGUACAAUCCUCAAUAUGGUGCCAGACCACUCGCACGUUUGAUUGAAAAGGAGAUCUUGAACCGUCUUGCAGUGCUAAUUCUUCGAGGUAGUAUCCGUGACGGGGAGACUGCUAGAGUGGUGAUGGAGGGGAACCGAGUGGUGAUUCUACCUAACCACCAGGAGAGUGAGGAGAGUAGUAGUGAGGAUGAGAUGGAUGUUGAUGAUGUUCUGGAUCCGGAGACAGAAGAUAUCAGUCUGUAUGACUGA
Molecule: messenger RNA, 2784 nt
Organism: Hymenoscyphus albidus
Lineage: Eukaryota; Fungi; Ascomycota; Leotiomycetes; Helotiales; Helotiaceae
Source: the annotation of a GenBank genome assembly